AUGUCGCCUGCUACUGCUACGAAGAAGCCGGUUGUUACCAAAUCGCCGGCUGCCAAAACCCCUGUGAAGAAGGCGACGGCUCCGAAGCCGACACCAGCGAGCCAAUCAGCAUCCAAGCGGCCAGUACCAGCUGCUGUUCAGAGAAAGAAGAAAGAUGACCUUGGUGCUGGCCUGCGAAUUUCCAAAGACAAUGUCGAGGCACAUCCGGCUGGGCCACCGCGUUUUGGAGAACUGACACAGGCAGAACGUGCCUUUACAUUAGCUUCGACAUUCUUGUCUGGCGUUUUGGCUAUAAGCGCAUCUCAAUUCCUGGGCGCGCCACUGAAGCUCAUUGACCCCCAGUUUUACGAUGGAUACAUGGCCUAUACCAAAGAAUGCUUUGCCAUUCUGAUUACCUGUCUAACCCAAUGGUGGGCCCCAACCGUUGUCCGUGUGUCUGGCGACUCCAGCAUGGUUGGCCAACUCAUCAAGCGCAAAGACGGAUCUCUGCAAUGCAACUUUGCUGACCGUAUGAUUCUCAUGGCAAACCACCAACUCUACACUGACUGGCUGUACCUCUGGUGGAUCGCGUACACGAACAACAUGCACGGUUUCAUCUACAUUAUCCUCAAGGAGUCACUGAAGAACAUUCCCAUCAUUGGAUGGGGUGCCCAGUUCUACAAUUUCAUCUUCCUUUCGAGGAAAUGGGAGGAAGAUCAACGGACAUUCAAGAAACAUCUGAGCAAGCUGAACAAGAAAGGAGAUCCGAUGUGGCUUAUCAUCUUUCCCGAGGGAACGAACCUGUCCAAGACUACACGUGAAAAGAGUCAGAAAUGGGCACAGAAGAAUGGCCUGCAGGAUAUGAAGCACCAGCUACUCCCACGUAGCACUGGUCUGAAGUUCUGUAUAAAUGAACUGAGGGAGACUACAGACUGGCUGUAUGACUGCACCAUCGCAUACGAAGGCGUACCAGAAGGUCAAUUUGGUCAAGAUAUCUUCACCCUCCGUUCAUCUUUCUUUGAAGGACGACCUCCAAAGUCAGUAAAUAUGCAUUGGCGACGGUUUCAUUUCGAUGACAUCCCAUAUGAGAACACGCACGCUUUUGAGGUCUGGCUGAGGAACCGAUGGAGGGAGAAGGACUAUAUGCUCGAGUACUUCAGUCGUCACAACCGCUUUCCCGCAGAAGAUUUCUGGAAGAACCAUUUGGAUAUGGAUACCAAGAGUGAGAGUAGCAGAGGCAACGGGACCAAGACCAUCCGAACAGUGCCGCGACCGGCAGUGCAGAUUGAGACCGAAGUCAAGAGCGGAAACUGGAAUGAAUUUGUCAAGAUCUUCGCUCCCAUAACUUCCGUUAUGAUGGCCUUGACAGUAGCCUACGGCGCUUCACCCGAAGACCUACCAAUACCCGGCGGCAAAGAAUUCUUCGAAAAUCACAUCAAAACGUUACUAGGUCAAGGCGGCGAGAUGAAAGGUUUACCGAGUCCAGAGCAACUAGAAAAAAUGAUAGAAGGCGCCGCACAGAUGGGUACCGCACAAGCAGCAGGCCCAAAAGAAGUCCCAGAAGUCCAACGUCUAACACAAGAAAACCUGGCCAAGUUGGUCAAAGAAACAGCCAUUGCAAGCGGCGUUGUAAUGCCAAACGGUAUGAGAAGAGCAAGCACAGCAUUACCAGGCGCACCAACAAAGACACUAAAAACACCGACUGCCACCACCCCAGCAGCAAGAAGAGCCCAAAGCGCUGUCAACCUCCCAACAUCAUCAGCAAAGAAGCCCACCACUGCAACACCAAAGCCAGGCACCGCCGCACACGCCCGAGCAAACCUUACCCCAGCAGCAGCAACAGUAACCAAGAAACCUACCCCGCAACCCACAGGCCCAAUGAAAGAAAUGAUGACUGCCUCUGGCGUCAUGAUCAAAGUACCCCAAACCGAAGUCGAAAAAGCCAAGAAAACAGGUACGCUGACCAUGAAGAAUGGCCUCAAGAUCAAGGCCGACAAAGAAGAGAUUGAGAAGGCUCAAGAGAAAACGGGAACGACAUUCAUGACGGCUGGUGGCGUGCCUAUCAAGGUUACGCCUAGUGGUGCUGUGCAGGUACCCGAGAAAGUGGGUAAAGGGCAAGCGCCCGCUGUGAAAAAGACGGGCGAGUUGGCGAAGAAGAUGGGUGCUGUGUCUACCCCAGCGAAAAAGGCUCCUGCUAAGAUAGGUUCUGCGGCGAACGGGACUGCGAAGAAACCAGCUGCUGCGCCGAGGAAACUUUGA
Molecule: messenger RNA, 2238 nt
Organism: Alternaria atra
Lineage: Eukaryota; Fungi; Ascomycota; Dothideomycetes; Pleosporales; Pleosporaceae
Exons: 2
Coding region: 1-2238 (745 amino acids)
Cellular component (GO): endomembrane system
Molecular function (GO): acyltransferase activity
Source: RefSeq, a predicted model, not a curated record